UUAUACAAAAAUCAACCUUUGGAUUCAUUCAACUCUUUUGAAUCGACGGAUUUCAAUAUCACGAACACAAUCACACCACUCAAGAAUGGAUCUUCCUCAAGAAAUCGAUGAUUACUUACGGGAAUCGAUAGAGUAUUCGCUCGGCCUUCCCGUAUCUACACGUACUCUGGAGUUAAAGCUUCGAUCCUCCGAAGAAGCACAAAGGCAUAGCCGUGAUCAGUGUUUCUAUUUGAAAUCGAAAUUGAUGGAGAAAGAUAAAACCAUCGAUCGUGUUAGGGCUGAAGCAAGUAUGAAUGCACAAGCUGUAAAGAGAUUUGUAGAAGAAAAUCAAAAAUUGGCCAUGGAAUGUGAUAACUUGUUAAGUCAGUGUACAAAGUGGGAGAAGGAGUGUUCAUUGUAUGAUCGUGAUCGAGAAGCUUUGAUGGACUUUGGAAACGAGGCCGAUGAAAGGGCAAAGGAGGCAGAGUUGCGUGUUCAUUAUUUGGAGGAGGAAUUAAGCAAAUUGUCAGAAGAACUGCAGUAUUUUAAGCAGCAGUCAAACGUGCAAAAGGUUGGUGAGCCGACAGACAACGAAUCUACAGAACAUCUUCUUAUUGAUGCAUUACUCUCAACUUUGAUCAACAAGGAGGAAAUUGCAUCAACGGCACACUCGUUUUUAGAGGCCAAUAUUGGAGUCGAUGUGUGUCAAAAGAUGUUAAAAAGAUGGGAUCGCUUGAAGCCAUCAGCACGGGCAGUUUUGAGUCUGGCUUCUGAGGUCAAGAAGUUGCAGGAAGAUAAAGACCAUUUAAGGAUUAAUCUCACGAAAGCUGAAGAGGAGGUUACAGUCUUGUUUGAUGAAAACAACGUACUAGAUAAGGAAAACAGGCGGUUGAUGAAGCUACUCCAAAAAGAACGACACCUUCUUGAUUCUGGAGGAAAGCGUAGCAGCGCAUCCAUCAAGAACCAUAAGCGAAAAUCUAGUCCGUGUCCAAAGGAGAGUAGCCCGAUUGAGAAGAAAAUCGACUUCAGUGAUGCUACUAGUUCACCAAGGCAACCAUUGUCUCCAUUGCUACAUAACAAGUAAUUCUUACACGCUUCCAUUAAUCUUGCUUAGAUUCUUCUGUAUUGCUAAUUCUUGUUGAAAUCCCAGAUCAGAUCUUUUAGAACUAACCUGGGAUUGUCGGUUUCAAAUAAUUCUUUGAAAACGUUUGACCGAUGUAUGACACAAUACACGUUACAGAAUCUUGAUAUUGUGAUUCUGGGUUUGCACCGAAAUCCAAAAUUAGCGAUACCCGUGUAUGCUUUCUAGUUAUUGUGACAAAUUUCUUUGAAAACAAUGGCAAAAGUACAAAGUUAUAGAAUCUUGAUCUUGAUAGAAUUUUAAUUGAAUCUUGGGUUGGUAUCAUAGCCUCUCUACCCCAUGGUCUAAGGAAUGUUUGCAUACAUCCUU
Cynara cardunculus var. scolymus (artichoke) is the source of this 1429-nucleotide messenger RNA. RefSeq lists its product as uncharacterized. The record is from RefSeq and is a predicted model, not a curated record. The transcript is spliced from 6 exons. NCBI's taxonomy places the organism in Eukaryota, Viridiplantae, Streptophyta, Magnoliopsida, Asterales, Asteraceae. Bases 86 to 1063 code for a protein of 325 amino acids.